AUGGAGCAGGUAAUUUUGGGAAAUCUCGUCCAGUGACGUGGCUGCUGACAUUCGUUUGACUUUGUUUUUAUCGUGACUGCAUUUGGUUGACAGUAUGAGAAGGUAGAGAAGAUUGGGGAGGGGACUUACGGAGUGGUGUACAAGGCUCGCGACCGCCUGACCAAUGAGACCAUAGCUCUUAAAAAGAUCAGGCUUGAGCAGGAGGAUGAGGGUGUCCCAAGCACCGCCAUCCGAGAGAUCUCCCUUCUGAAGGAGAUGCAGCACUGUAACAUAGUCAGGUUGUGAACUAAGUUAAUUCUUGCUUCUCUUCGUUUUUCUCAAGCUGUUGGAGUGUUUUCUGGAUUAUAUAUUUCUUUGUUUGAGUUUUAAAUCCCAAACAAUCCUUGAUACUUUGAAAAAAUAGUUCUGUCAAAGGAGCCGUUGAUUAUUCUAUUGAUUGUGAACUGCUAGUAUAGUUUCUUCUGGUGUAGAUAUUAUUUCUUGAUGGAUAUCAAUAACUAGAUUGUUCUUUGUCACGAAUUCAAGGACCAAGUGUACCGAGCAAGUGAAUAUAGUUGAGCUCCUGAUUAUGUAGAGAAAGAGUACCGGAAACAACAAUUAGAAAUUACAAUUAGCCUAAAAAGUGUUCAAUUUCUCAGUUCGUUGGUUUGGAAUUUAUGAUGCUUUACUGCAGCGUGAGGAGCAUGCAGUUUUUAUUUCUUGUGAUCUUAUUCCUGGAAAGUACGUUGAUUCUCCUUAGCAUUGAUCCGAAACUGAUUUUCUUGUUAGAAAGAUAAUGCAAUAUAGCCUUGUCUGUUGCUUGUUUUCAUCUUUGACGGGCGAGGAUUUCAAAUUCAGCCCUUGCAGCAUCAGAUUCGAUUUUUUUUUUCCUAAGAUGCUUAAGAGUUGAUUCAUGGUUCACAAUUCCCAAUUUUAGCCGACUGACUUUACUAGCAUUUGUAACACCAUGUUCUGGGUUCACAUUAGUUUCACUUAACUUUAGUAGCUGCAGCGAUCAUUGCACUGCUUAAUUGUCCUUUUCAGGCAUUCACGAAUCGCGGGAAUUUUCUUUUCCUUCAAUGUUCCUGAACAUAAUUGAAAUUGGAAAAAUAAGUUAAUGUGCCAGUAUUUCAUGAAAAAUUUCAGCUAGAAUUUGUUGAAUGAUGUUCACUCGCAUCUUGAGAACGGUAUCCUUAAACAUGUUUUGGCAUAGAUCCUGGGCUAUGCAUCAGAGAUGACGCCGAAGCAUGAAUUUCAAAGGCUUCAUUACAUAAUCUUAAUUUAUGAAUUCAAAGAAAAUGGGGUCAGGUUCAACCUGCUAGUUUCGCUGAGAAGUAUACACAUUUACGAAAUUUAAUAUUGCUUCUAUACGAAUGGUUUACUACUUCACAGUGUUGAGAAAAGGGAGAUAUAUGUGUUACUUGUUUGCUGGGAACAUGUAAUGAUUUUCCUUCGUAUAUUUUUAAUCCAACUAGUUCAACUGACUCUUAUAGCUUAAUAAUUCUAUACAUAUUUUGAUGUAAGAUUUCUAUGUAGUGUGGAAGGGACUUCAAAGUCAUUGGCUGAAUGCUUGUUAAAAUUAGUAGUACUGUUGGGUGUAAAUAAAUCAAUGAUUAUUGAUGUAUACAGUCAUUACCUUUAGGUGUGAGCGAUUUUUUGGCUUCUGUCCAUACUAACUUUUGACCAAAUGAAAUCUAAAUUUAAAGAGGAAACAAGUUUUUUAUUACACCUGCAAAUUUGAUAUCACUAAAGCUCAAGUGGUUUCUUUUUUGGUUCUUUAUUAAAAAUGGCUUUGAGCUGUUUGGUGAGAAAAUAACGUGGUAAAUAGAGUUUCCAUCUCUGCAAACUAUACAAGAAAAUAAAUAAAAGAAAAGGUACAGUCACCAAAUGGAUCUCAAGCAUAAAAGCUUCCUCAGUAUAUGUAAAAUUCUCCGUCUAAAUGAUCAGAAAAAAAUGAAAAAUAAGCUUACAGUGGUCAUGUUAGACUGCUAUGCUUACAUGGUAUAUGUAAUGAGGUAACUUAGUGAACAGAUUCCUCCCAGAUGCAGAUGAUUUGACCGCCUACUGUGGUCUGAUUCUAUUUGAAGACCAAUCAGUAAGAACAUUAGCUGUUUACAUGUAUCCUAGAUCACUGCCUGUUGUUGUUAUUUGGCUUUAUAAGAUGCUAUAUGCUUAUAUUGUGUUAGUUGGUUAGAAUUAUGGAUAUUUGAAUUACAAGCACAUUGCACAUCAAGAACACGAAAUGCUUCACAAUAAAAGCGUCUCAAAAGCUACCGUUCAUCGAUUUUAUUGGGCAAUUUUAUUGCUAUUGUCUUCAUUCUGAAUUCUUUCCGGUGAGCAUUUUUUCUUUUGAAAAUUUGCGUUUUUUUAUGCAGGUUUUCUGUGUUCAAUAUGUGUUUGAACAUGCUUUUCAAUAGCACUCCUUCUUUUCCCUCUUGUUGUAUGAAACUUGGAUGGCUUUUUUUCUUGAGAUUAAUCUUCUUGUAGUAUUGUGUGAAGCCUUAUGUAACCAUCACUUAGAGAAAUAGUAACGUUGGCUUUACAGAUUGCAGGACGUGGUCUACAGUGAGAAACGAUUAUACUUGGUUUUUGAGUAUCUAGAUUUGGACCUGAAGAAGCACAUGGACUCUUGUCCUGACCUCGCCAAAGAUCCUCGGUUGAUAAAAGUAAGUAUUUUUUUUCCUUCCUCACUGUUAACCAUGCCCUAUAUAUGUUAAAUAGACAUAGACACUGAUGCAUGUGUGAGAUAGAUUCUUGUCUAUAGUUUCACUGGCGGUAGGGGACAGUGUCAACCCUUUUCAGGCGAAUCGGUUUCAUAUUUAUGCAGUGGUACAAUGAAAUGUAUUUGUACAACUUUUUUCAAAUGGAAGUAUAAAAUGUAACUUCACAUAAUUGAACGAGCGUAAUAUUUGGUCCACAUGAUACAGCAUGCAGAUUCCGAGCUUAUCCACAAGACUGUUGGAAAGCAUAGUGUGUACAAUUAGCAUGGCACUGUCCUUGUCUUGAACAUAAUUUAUGAACUGAAUGCUACACAAAGUUACCUAAAAUUGCCCUUCAUUAGGAUGUAAGACUCAUCACUCCAGGGAUAAUGAUGGCUGCGUCUGAGGAAUGAUACUUUGUCCUUCAUCUGAGUUUUAGAUGUGCAAAACUUGAGACUCUCAUGAAAGAUUCCGUUCUGCGGUCUUUUGGAUCCCAAUGUUAAUUAAAUACACUUUCCAUCAAGUAUAUAAUCCUGCUGACAGUGGUCCAGCUAAAAUCAUAUUUAGUUCAUAUCUGAAAGGACAUUGCCACUGAAUCAACAAUAAACUGUCACAACGGCACUUUUUAUGCAAUUCUUUGGUUUUAGUGUAUUCGGUGAUGUCAUUUUCUGAGAGUAAAUCCUAAGAAUAUAUAUACAGGCUCAGAUGCUUUCGAAGUAUACAAAUGACUCAGUAGCUUCCUACCAUUGAUUUAUGUAUUAAAGUUUUUUUAAGACUCUGAAAUGGACAGUAAUCAAUUCUUUUAUAGGUUAAGUACUCGAUCGACUUAAAAUAAGUCUAUUAUUUCAGGGAUUAAAUGCCAGCAAUAAAAAAGGCGAACUUGUUAAUAAUACCUCACUUUACUGGGGCCGGAAACUAACCAACUCUUCUUGAAGUUACAUAACAUUUUCAACAUCUUUAAACAGCAGCCUUUUAAAAAGUAAAAAGAUAUUGCUGGCGGUUUGGUUUCUCCAUUGAGUUGUAAAACAGGACAGUUAUUCCUGAAGGCAGGUUGCAUUUUUUUUUAUACUUGUGAUUCAAUGUGUAUCAAACUUAUGUUCACUGGUAUUGGCAACUUAGAGAGCCCUGAGCUUGUGAUUGCAUCGUAGUACUCCUAUCAGCAUGCUUGUGAAGCUUGAGAAUUUUCAUAAAAAAUUGCAAUUAUCCAUUUUCAGUGUGUUCAAGCAAAGUAUGUGGCGGUAUAAUUGUGAUUUUGUUUAUGGCUAGAUGUAUGGGAUGACUCUUGCCUUCUCUUUUACAAAAUGCCCUGCAAUUUCCGCCAUUUUGAAGGAUUGUUCAUUCACUUUGCAGACAUUUCUCUAUCAGAUUCUUCGUGGUAUUGCCUACUGCCACUCACAUAGAGUUCUUCAUCGGGAUUUGAAACCACAAAACUUGCUAAUAGAUCGCCGCACUAAUGCUCUUAAACUUGCUGACUUUGGGUUGGCGAGGGCAUUUGGCAUUCCUGUCCGCACAUUCACUCACGAGGUAGAGUCCCUUUGCAAUUUCCUUCCUCUGGUUUUACAGAUUGGCUGCUGCAUGAAUCGGUGUAGUCUCGUACCAGGAGUGCUUUUACUAGACAUUCAGCACUAGUUCUUGAAUAAGAAACACAUUUCUCGUGACGUUUGGAGUAUAUUUUUUGGACUAUAUCUUUGAUAGCUAUAGUGCGCUAUCACAUGUGAAUAAAUUGUGGUUUAUCGGUUGAUAGUUGACAAUACUCUCAUAUUUUUGCUUGUAUUCGGUUGAUCUUUAAUGAUCGAUUUAUCUCCAAUGAAGAAACAAAGAAAUCAUUUCACAUGUUCCUCUGUUCCCUUCUUUUCUCUCACAGGGGAUAGCCGGUCUAUUUAGUUGCCUCCUUGGCCUCUUACUGUUGAUGCAUAUCCCAGAUGUCCUCCAUUCAAACUUUUUCUAGAGGAAAAUGUGCAUAAACUUGAUGAAGUUGGGUGUCAGUGUGAUGUAUCGGUCUUCCUUUCGUGGAUUAACAUAUGAACGAGCUCAUCCAGCGUAAAUUCUUGUCAGAAUAGGAUGUGAGACAAUAUGAAACGGUGUUUUGAGAGAACCGAGAUGGAGUUUUCGGGUAUAGCUCUGUUGCAAAAUCGUUCAAAAUAAAGCGUCUGUAAAUAAUGUACGACAUUUGACCGCCACCUGCCAUUUUCUUUCCAUUCAUCUCCGGAUUCUCCUCAUUGCAGGUGGUAACCCUCUGGUACAGGGCGCCAGAAAUCCUACUCGGGUCCCGCCACUACUCCACCCCUGUGGAUGUCUGGUCUGUGGGCUGCAUUUUUGCGGAGAUGGUAAACCAGAGGCCAUUGUUUCCUGGGGAUUCUGAGAUUGACGAGCUCUUUAAGAUCUUCAGGUGUCAGGAUAAGCCGAUGCUCAUAUUUUAAAGCUACAAAUUGGCAUAACAUUUCAAUUAAUUCUCGAUUUUCCUUUUUUUUUUUUUUUUUUCUUUCAUGAAGAAUUCUGGGUACACCCAAUGAAGAAAUUUGGCCUGGGGUGACUUCUUUGCCUGACUUCAAGACUGCCUUCCCCAAGUGGCCUUCAAAGGUAUGUGUCGGUCAACCACGCAUUAUAAUGAUUUAUUCCUUGUCCAUUUAAAACAGGGCCCAGGGGGUGAAUAAUCCUCAUGGGUUUGUCUUACUUUAGCUUUGAUUGCCACGUCUUCAGCCUUUUUUGCUUGUUUUCUCGUGACAAGAUAUUAUAUAUUUUCUUUUGAAGGAUCUCGCGAGUGUGGUCCCAAAUCUUGAACCAGCCGGGGUUGACCUCCUCUCUGUAAGUGUGCUUACCCCGUUGAGUAAUCUACAAACGAUAGAUUUACCAAGGAUGGAGGAUUUCCUUGGUAAAACUCUCUUUCCAUUUGAUGCUUCUUGAUCUAUUCUGGCCAUCGCAUGCAUUUGAGUGCCUGAAAGAAUUAUCAGUUCUAUGUCGAAAUCUUUUUUCAUAUUAAAUAGCAGGAUUUGGAUAUUUUCUUAGAAUAAUGUGAAUUAUAGGAAAAUUUGAAAUAAGAUGCCAUGAUUUUUUCUAAAAAACAACGGAACAUUUUUGAAAAAUUACGAAAAACCCCCAUUUAAUUUCCUCAGUGUCUGGAAUCAUGUGGCCAAAAUUGAAAUAAACCCAAGUUAGAAGAACUUCUGGUUUCCUCUUCAUAAUAACCUCUGCGCCAGCGGCUCAUUAUUCAUUGCUCGUGGUUCCCAGAAAAUGCUGUGCCUGGAUCCAACCAGAAGAGUCACGGCUCGGGUCGCCCUCGAGCACGAAUACUUCAAGGACCUCGGGGUGGUGCCUUGA
Messenger RNA from Spirodela intermedia, 5996 nucleotides. NCBI's taxonomy places the organism in Eukaryota, Viridiplantae, Streptophyta, Magnoliopsida, Alismatales, Araceae. The record is from the annotation of a GenBank genome assembly.